CACCGAAGGCGUGAUUGAAGGAGAACCCGACGAAAACUCCGUCAACGAGCUCGGUGACUUGAAUUGUCACGAGGGACAUGGUGUGGCUGUCGUGGUUGAUCGCUCAGUUAUGGUCGAAGAACGAUUGGACGACGACGAUGGACGUAGGUCGGAAAAAGGAUAUCGGAGAUGGUCAGAUCCGCGACGGCGUGGAUCAAUCGGGCUCCGGGUCCGUUCACACAAUCGAGGGAGACGACGUAGGAGCCUUCGUCGUAGGGGCAUUCGAAAGUGACGAGGCAGCCGACGAGUGGGUAGAAGUGGGAGAGUGUGAGGGAGAGGGCAUGGUUCAACCCGCGGAGGAAUUCAACGAUGUGCAAGCCGGCGGAGGGUUUUUGGUAGAGAUGACCCUUCUGGAUGUAGUGGACGGAGAGCAUGAGGAGGUCCCAUGGAGGCAAGUGUAUUGGGCGCUUCAUUUCGUCGGCGGAAGGAAUGCCGCUGCAGGGCCGGAGGUUGUGUUCUGGUGGUGGUGAGGUUGGGUUGGGUAGGGUAUUGGGGUGUGUAAAAAAGAAAUUAGGUUUUUUAUUUUUUUAUUUUUUAAUGAAUGUAAUAAUGAGGUGGAAAAUAUAAAAAUUUAUUUUUUCAUUUUUAAUAAUUUUUUAAUUGCCACGUCACAUAUUUAACGGUCAACUAUGAAAGUUGACUGCCACGUAAGCUAGAGUUAACGGAAAUGGACGGAGAGUGACCAAACUUGAACCAUUUAACUAAUUUGAGUGACCAAGAUUGGAUUUAAAUAUUUCCAGUGACCAAACAUGAACGUUUUUUGUAAUCUCAGUAACCAACCAUACAAUUAACCCGAGGUUACAUUCUGCUUCAUUUAGGUCGAUCUUCAUUAGCUAUUUGUACGAGUUCAUCCAUGAUACAAUGGGAUGAUAGAUCAGGGCUUAUACUAGAAGAUGCAACAAUCCUCCAAUCUUAUAUAUAGUAGAGUUUUGUCUACAUUUCUCUAUUUCAAAUUUCCUGUGAGUGAAUGUAGGAAGGACAAUUUGGUCUUUACAAUUAAUUAUUUAUUUAAUAAAAUGUUAAUAUCAAGGUUUGAACACCGGUCUCUUCAAAAAAAAAAAAAAAAAAUUGAACCGGAAUAAAUCCGCCCAAAUCGGUACUUAAAGGACUCAAUCAUCGUUGAGUCCAUAGAUCCUAUUCUCCACGGAUCUAUAGACUUCAUUAUCGGUGGAGAAUAGUCUCGGCCUGAUUCCGUGAUAUGUAGCCUCCAGAAUCGAAAGAAAAUGGCAUUUCGGAUAAAUCGCCCGAAAUCUGUGAUGGUACCCCUUUGGAAUCUGCUAAAAAUUGACCCGGAAUAAAUCCGCCCAAAUCGGUGCUUAAUGGACUCAAUCAUCGUUGGAGAAUAGCCUCAGGGCGAAUUCGUGAUCUGUAGCCUUCAAUAUCCAAAGAAAAUGGCCUUUCGUCGCCCAAGAAAUUACGAAAAUGCCAUCCGAAAAUAAAUUGGCCCAAAUCGAUGCUUAACGCACUUAUCAUCCCUGGAGAAUAGGAUCAAUAGAUUUCAUUAUCGGUGGAGAAUAGCCUCAGACUGAUUCCGAGAUCUGUAGCCUCCAGAAUCGAAAGAAACUGGUAUUUCGGAUAAAUCGCCCUAAAUCUGUGAUGGUACCCCUUUGGAAUCUGCCAAAAAUUGAACCGGAAUAAAUCCGUCCAAAUCGGUGCUUAUUGGACUCAAUCAACGUUGGUGAAUAGCUUCAGGACGAAUCCGUGAUCUGUGGCCUUCUAUAUCCAAAGAAAAUGGCCUUUCGUCGCCCAAGAAAUUACGAAAAUGCCAUCCGAAAAUAAAUUGACCCAAAUCGAUGCUUAACGAACUUAUUAUCCGUGGAGAAUAGGAUCAAUAGACUUCAUUAUCGGUGUAGAAUAUCCUCGGCCUGAUUCCGAGAUCUAUAGCCUCCAGAAUCGAAAGAAAAUGGCAUUUCUGAUAAAUCGCCCGAUAUCUGUGAUGGUACCCCUUUGGAAUCUGCCAAAAAUUGAACAGGAAUAUAUCCGUCCAAAUCGGUGCUUAUUGGACUCAAUCAUCGUUAGAGAAUAGCCUCAGGCCGAAUCCGUGAUAUGUAGCCUUCAAUAUCCAAAGAAAAUGGCCUUUCGUUGCCCAAGAAAUUACGAAAAUGCCAUUCGAAAAUAAAUUGGCCCAAAUCGAUGCUUAACGGACUUAUCAUCCGUGGAGAAUAAGAUCAAUAGAAUUCAUUAUAGGUGGAGAAUAGCCUCGGCCUGAUUCCGAGAUCUGUAGCCUCCAGAAUCGAAAGAAAAUGGCAUUUCGGAUAAAUCGCCCGAAAUAUGUGAUGGUACCCCUUUGGAAUCUGCUAAAAAUUGACCCGGAAUAAAUCAGCCCAAAUCGGUGCUUAUUGGACUCAAUCAACGUUGGAGAAUAGCCUCAGCCGAAUCCGUGAUCUGUAGCCUUCAAUAUCCAAAGAAAAUGGCCUUUCGUCGCCCAAGAAAUUACGAAAAUGCCA
Molecule: messenger RNA, 2486 nt
Organism: Linum trigynum
Lineage: Eukaryota; Viridiplantae; Streptophyta; Magnoliopsida; Malpighiales; Linaceae
Source: the annotation of a GenBank genome assembly